Candidula unifasciata is the source of this 1317-nucleotide messenger RNA. The record is from the annotation of a GenBank genome assembly. NCBI's taxonomy places the organism in Eukaryota, Metazoa, Mollusca, Gastropoda, Stylommatophora, Geomitridae.
GUCAACGAAUACCCAGAGUUCCUCACGGGAGAGGAGAGAACCAACACACAGCACAUUGCCAUCUCUUACAUGACGUCAGAGCCUCGGAAGAGAUCGUUCCGGCGAACCAAGAGGUCACCCAGAAGUUCUUUGACAGAGCUCAGUGAGACGAGGUCAAAUGCAUCAACACCUGUCAGUUAUGCCAGCUCUCUCGACGGGAACAUGUUUGAGGACUCCAGUUCUCUUACUAGCAGCAUCAAUGGUUCUGCCAACUGGGGUGGUUUGAAGAACGGGAUUCCCAAGAAGAAGAAGCAGAAGGCAGCUUUGAAUGAUAGCCUGGAGUAUGGGGGCAAUCUUAGGUCAUUAAAGGUAGGUGGUGAUACGUUUGUGAGUUUAGUGGUGUUUGUGACUUUGUGUGGUGUUUGUGUGUUAGAACUACCGAAAGUGCCCACGAGUCAAGUCAACGGACUGCCUGUCAUCCAUUCACAGCUUUAUCUGGGAAGUCAACUGUUGAACAAGAAUGGAGCUCUUGGCAGUCACACGUCAUUAAGUAAGGACUCUAGAAGUGCCACACCACUGCUUGGUUCUCAGGGCAAUGUUGACAGCAACGAACUCAACAAUUUAUUUUCUGAUUGGGGCAAUACACCAUCGCUGACCGGUUUCAGCCUGCUUUCCCUGGCUGGUAACUCUGAGAGACGGAAGUGUGUCCUCAACAUCUACCUGUUGAACCUCAAGUCUUCUUUCUUGUUUUUUCUCACAAGUGCCUGGAACAACUAUGUCAUUAAAUCUACCCUGGUAUUGGAACCUGAGCAGUUUCAGGCACCAACAGAUCGGGCGUCCUUAAAUCUCACUCGCAGAGACACCAUGGAGAGAAAGUACUGUCAGAUCAAGCGUGACCUCUUACAACAUCGCUUACACCUUGAGGAGCAGUAUGCCCUGAUAGACCAGCUGUGUUCAGCCACCAAGUCAAACAACAUGUUCAAAAGAUUUUUCUGGAAGAAUCCUGACAUGCUGUCAUUCUUCAUCACCCAGCUGCACAAGUACCUGCCUACAUCUUCAGCAGCUUUGAACACAGUAAAAGGCAAAUUACAAAGAACAGACGAGAUUGAAUUUGCCAUUUUGGUCUUGUCCGCCAUCAAUCUCAUGCUGAGGGAGACGGAAGUAUUCCCAUGCCGAAUGCAGAUUCUGAAGCUGGAAGGUGGGAAGUGUAUCUCUGAUCUCCUGAAGAUCCUGAUGACCCAGCCAGACUUCCUGUGCUACCCGACAGGUUUGACGAAACAUUGGUCAGUCCCAGCUGCAGACAAGAGGCUGCACGCAGACAGAAGUGUCGAUGAAGAA